This is a messenger RNA of Corticium candelabrum, 542 nucleotides long. RefSeq lists its product as uncharacterized. Lineage: Eukaryota; Metazoa; Porifera; Homoscleromorpha; Homosclerophorida; Plakinidae. Bases 4 to 477 code for a protein of 157 amino acids. The record is from RefSeq and is a predicted model, not a curated record. The transcript has 2 exons.
UACAUGCUGUACAAGACGAGGAGGAGGAGCUACGGCGUGACGACGCAUGCGCAGAAAGCGGCAAAUUGGAAAUUACGUUUGAUUGUAAUUUCGAUCAUGAAUAUCAUCUGUUGGUGGCCUGCGUGUAUACUCUAUGCGAUACCGAUUGCAACCGGAAGGUCGGUGUACAAUGACACGUUUGAGCCGAAGUAUUCGGAACCUGCACUUAUUUUGACAGCUGCUGUGACGGUUGCCAAUCCUGUCUUGUAUGUUAUUUUGUCGAAGGAGUUUAGUACGACCGUUAGGAGAUUUCGUCGACGUGUUUGUUUGUAUUGUUCUUGCUUUGAUUGUUUUGAUAAAGAGAGAGAACAUUUAAGGAGUUUAACUGGUGUAAACAUUCGUGUGUACAGCAGCACGUCCGAACUCACCGACACAACUAGGUUGUUAGAAGACUACUCUGUAGCAGAUGAGACAAAUGAUAACGAACAGUCAAACUAGUUUUAGUCUGUAUACUCUACACUCAACUUCCUUACAUACUGACUUGUAUUUUUCUACCAAAAUUA